Aspergillus sclerotioniger CBS 115572 is the source of this 1754-nucleotide messenger RNA. Its product is annotated as cytochrome P450. The coding region runs from base 6 to 1754 and encodes 582 amino acids. NCBI's taxonomy places the organism in Eukaryota, Fungi, Ascomycota, Eurotiomycetes, Eurotiales, Aspergillaceae. Gene Ontology annotation, molecular function: oxidoreductase activity, acting on paired donors, with incorporation or reduction of molecular oxygen; iron ion binding; monooxygenase activity. The transcript has 4 exons. The record is from RefSeq and is a predicted model, not a curated record.
GAAAAAUGGCGUCAUCAGCUGAUCUUCUCGAGCUCGUCAAGCACAAAGGCCCCCUUCUAGCAUUAGCGGGUGUUAGUGCACACCUGUUCUACUGGGUCCAUGGCGAGCGUGGGAACAAGGCAGCUCGUCUCUGCCUGUACUCUACAUUUGUUGUGAAUACUGCAGUCCUGCUGACCACAAUCCACAAUCAAGGAUCAUGGUUGAGCAGCAGUGCCUGGCUCUUCGGUAUCGGCACCGUUUCUGUGCUGAAUGUCUGCUUCUACAUACCCCUUUUUACAUCAGUUCUCAUCUAUAGGGCCUUCUUCCACCGUCUGCACAAAUUCCCAGGCCCGUUUUCUCUCAAAUUGUCCAAGUUCGUGGCCGCAUACCAGAAUGUCGAAAACGACCGCGACUUUGAACGCGUCUGGAACCUGCACAAGCAGUACGGAGAUAUUGUCCGCACGGGUCCCCAAGAACUAAGCGUUCUGUCUGCCGAAUCCAUCGAUGCAAUCUAUGGUCCCUCUAGUCGAUGCACACGUGCCCCGUGGUAUGAUCGUCUCAAAGGCUCUGGUGAUUUGACAGACGAUUAUGCUGUUUUCCACAUGCGCGAUCCAGCUGCUCACUCGCAACGGCGGAAGGCUCUUUGGGAUAAGGCAUUUAAUAUUAGAGCAUUGAAAGCCUACCAACCAAUGGUCAUCCAAACAACAGACAAAUUCCUAGACGCUCUAAGCAAUCGCAUCGGCCAGACCCUCUCCGGCCCAGAUACCAUGCAACUCGUCAGUUACGAUCUCAUGGGGGUAAUUGGCUGGGGUCACUCUUUCAACAAUAUCGAGAACUGGAAACUCAACCCGAAUCUGCAUUUCGUCAAAGCCGUCACCGCGGGCCAGCAAAUCAUCGCCCAAAUGCCCUGGCUCAUGAGUCUGCUGAUUAGUCUGCCUGGGGCUGAUGGUCCUCUUCGUCCUUAUGGAACCUGGAUCCAGGAUCGCAUUCAAGAGAAACGGCAGCAGCCAGGGGAAGAAUCUGAUGCGAUGAGUAGAAUGCUCCCUUCGAUGCUCAAAUUAUCCAAGGCUGCAUUGUACAGCGAGGGCGAGUUACUCGUCAUCGCUGGGGGCGACACAACCUCCACAACAAUGACAACAGUCAUCUUCCACCUCGCCCGUAACCCUACCCUCCAACGCAAACUCCAAACCGAACUAGACACCAUUACCACCGACGAAGAAGAAUACUACCGCUCCAUCUCCACCCUCCCCUACCUCAACGCCUGCAUCACCGAAGCCCUCCGCAUCCAACCCCCCGUGCAGGGGGGAAUCCCCCGUCUCACUCCCCCAGAGGGAAUUCAUCUCCCCACGGCAAAAAACACCAGCACAUUCAUCCCGGGAAACACAAUCAUCAGUGUCCCUGUGCUCCCUGUCCAGCGCGAUCCACGAUACUAUCACCACCCAGACGAAUUCAUUCCCGAGCGCUGGACGGACGAGAAACCCGAGUGGACGAUCAACAGACAUGCGUUUUUGCCGUUUGCGGGCGGCGCGUAUACGUGUGUUGGGAAAGGGUUGGCGUAUAUAGAAAUGAGGGUUGUUUUGGCGAGGUUGUUUAAGAGGUUUGAGGUGAAGUUGGCGGAGGGGGAGGAUGGGGAGAGGUUUUUGAAUGAGACGAGGGAUUGUCAUGUUGCGCAUUUGGGGGAUUUUGGGGUUGUGUUUAGUUCUAGGGGGGGGUCGGCAUGGGGGGUUAUAUUGAACGAAGUACAAAUGCAACUUCUCUACCAUCUUGCUGUUUAA